UAGUCCAUAACGGCUGUCCCCCACUUUGGCGCUCAAAGCUUCCAUUUUCAGUUGAGAUUUACUCUCCCCUCCCGAAAUUGCCCUCUCCCUCCCAUUCAAUUUACAAAACCUUUCCCUUCCUCGGCGUCAAGAUUUCAACCCUUUCGCGCCCAUUUUCAUGUGUUUCCAUGGACACAACCGCCGCGAAGCUGAACAGCCUGGGGAAUAUUCUGGUCAGAAUCCUUUCCUUCGCCGUACUCGUCUUCCUCGCCCGCUUUGCUUACGUCAUCACCACCACCGGCAGCACUUACGACUCCCGUGACGCGAUCCGUACCGCCGGCGUCGUCCGUCUCCGUGACUUCUACUCCUCCCUCUUCCAGGACCUCGUCGCCGAGGGAUUCCUCUCCCUCGAUUCCAAAACUCUCUGCAUCGGCACUCUAACCGACGAAGUCGUCGCGACGCUGCGAGAUCUCGGAGUCGCCGAUUCAACCGGAAUCGCCGCGAAACCGUGGGUUCGCUACGGCCGCGCCUCCAGGAUCCCUUUUGAAGACGAAUCGUUUGACUUCGUCUUCUCCGGCGGUAUGGAUCUGGAGCGUACGGCCAGGCCGAUCGAAAUCGCGAACGAAAUUUCCCGAACCCUAAAACCGGGAGGCUUCUUCGUCGUCCUCACAUCGGGGACAGAUCCGUACAGUCUGAAUUCCUUACUCGCUCUAUUCAAUUCAUGUCGUGUAAUUCGAACCAGUGAAAUCGACGGAAUCGAUUUCCCGUCUCAAACGAUUCGCGAAGUGGUAUUGAUGAAAGACGACAAUCCCCUUCUUCCAGAUGACGAUUCAAUCAGAUUCAGGAGCAGGAAAUCUUCGUCAAAGUGUCCCGUUCCAGGAUUUAUGCACGAAUUAGUCAGAAACGCAGAGCCACUGGUACAGGAAGAACCGUUGAAGCCAUGGAUUACUCUCAGAAGAAACUCGAGGAACAUGACCUAUCUCCCUUCAAUGGCGGACAUAAGCUUCAAGAACAGAUACAUAUACAUAGACGUUGGAUCUAAAAACUACCGCUCCAGCAUCGGAAGCUGGUUCAAGAAGCACUACCCAAAGCAGAACAAGCCAUUCCAGAUUUACGCAAUCGAAUCGGACAGCUCAUUCCACGACGAGUACAAAUCAAAGAAGGGGGUCAAGCUCUUGCCAUACGCGGCUUGGAUUCGAAACGAGACACUGUUCUUCGAGAUAACCAGAGACCCAAGCAAGAGGAGGGAGGAACCCAGGGGCAGGAUUCAAACCGUGCAAUCUUCGCUGGAGUUCUUGGGAGGGAGAGAUAAGAGGAUUCAGGGAUUCGAUUUUGCAGAGUGGCUGGAGAGUCUGGGGCUGGAGAGAACAGAUUAUGUGGUGAUGAAGAUGGAUGUGGAAGGGACGGAGUUUCAUCUGAUCCGGAGGAUGAUUGAGAGGGGAGUGAUGUGCUUGGCAGAGUGGUGUUCUUGUGCAUCAAUGGUGGUGACUGGUGACUGCUCAGUCCUCACUCUUUUCCAGAGAUGCAAAGAUGGAAGGGAGAAGACAUUUUCCUGGAAAGGGAAGCUGAAGAUGGCGUGGUACUAAGUUGUGGAAAAGAAAAAGAGGAGGUGCACCUAAUUGCCUUAUGUAUGGGCUCAUAAAAUUGUUCAUAUUCGUUCGCUUUUAAAGAUUUCAAAUCUUCAAAUUCCUCAUCCGAUUGGAAUUGCAUCU
Molecule: messenger RNA, 1691 nt
Organism: Cuscuta campestris
Lineage: Eukaryota; Viridiplantae; Streptophyta; Magnoliopsida; Solanales; Convolvulaceae
Source: the annotation of a GenBank genome assembly